AUGAUCGCCGGAUCCGCCUACAUUGUACUUUCACACUGCUGGGGCAAGAACCCGCAACAUGUCAUGCUGACAAAAUCUACUGUGGAGAUGCUCAAAGAAGGCAUCGCUCUGUCUUCUCUGCCAAAAACUUUCCAGGACGCCAUUGCAAUAACACGGAUAUUCGGCAUCCAAUAUAUCUGGAUUGAUUCUCUGUGCAUUUUUCAGGAUGACUUACACGACUGGGCAGCUGAAGCUUCUCGUAUGCGCGAUGUUUACAGCAAGGCCGAACUCUGUAUUGCAGCCACUGGCGCUGAAAAUGGAGAUGUUGGUCUUUUUCUUGAUCGCGACACCGAACAAGUCACACCCGUCAUGGUCGAGGCUACGUGGUCAAGGGAGCACUAUUUAUCACGCUGGCUAACCCCAGGUUUCUACCUGUUUGGCUUUAAUCAUGUCGAGGCUUAUGAAGCCAUCGAUGCUGCGCCUCUGAAUCAAAGGGCAUGGGUUGCUCAAGAACGUUUUCUUUCUCCACGGAUCUUGCAUUUCACACAAUCCCUGCUCUUCUGGGAGUGCCAAACAUUUCUCACACACGAAAACGAUGCAGUGUUGGAAAAUCCAAACUUUCAAGAAUUCCAGGGAAUCAACUAUUUCAGAGAGCAACUCAUUCAAGUUCAAAGGCCAAAACUCAGCGUUGGACCUAUGCAGGAUGUCACUCUUCCCAAAACUACGCCAAGAGAGCUCUACAACGCGUGGUGGGAAUUUCUGGCGGAUUACACUUCAUGCGGCAUCACUAAAGAGUCAGAUAUCUUGGUUGCGCUAGUUGGCGUAGCAGACCACGUUGGACAUGCUACGAACGAUUGCCUGGUUGCUGGUCUCUGGAAAGCAAACUUCAUCGAAGAGCUGUGUUGGCGUUCAGACGGUAAUAUCUCGAAGCCUAGCGUCUGGCGCGCACCAAGUUGGAGUUGGGCGAGCUUGUCAAGCCGUUGUGACAAUUUUGCAUACUCGAACGGCAAUAUCGAUCAUCAAAUGGCAGCAGUAGUCGAACUCUAUAUAUCGACAAAGUCUUCAGGAGAAGUAGAACAAGGCUCAGCCCUCGUGGAAUGCAGACUCGUUCCAGCCGCUGUCCAGUAUAGAGGACUGAAAGGUCACGAUAGAUACUACAACGCCUGCACCACUUUAGGCAAAAAGGUUUCGACCUCGUUCUCCGGAGAAACUUAUAUUAACAGUGAUGAGUUAAUCAGCGUCCAGCUUGACGUUGCGGAAUCGCCUUCUUGCUACGCUGAUCAAGCGGUCGACGUUCAACUGCUUGUGCUCUUGAAAAAUGGGGACGGCUCUAUGUAUUGGAUGACACUAGACGGAAUCUGCGUAGUGGGCUCCAAAAAACAGGAGGGUGCUUUUGAAAGGGUUGGGUAUUUUCAUGCGAAAGGUGCAGCCGCGAUGUUAUUGCUGGCAGCGUACCACCAAGCUCGGGUUCAAGUGAUCUCACUUGUAUAA
Messenger RNA from Alternaria arborescens, 1470 nucleotides. RefSeq lists its product as hypothetical. The record is from RefSeq and is a predicted model, not a curated record. The transcript has 2 exons. Bases 1 to 1470 code for a protein of 489 amino acids. NCBI's taxonomy places the organism in Eukaryota, Fungi, Ascomycota, Dothideomycetes, Pleosporales, Pleosporaceae.